Molecule: messenger RNA, 1616 nt
Organism: Larimichthys crocea (large yellow croaker)
Lineage: Eukaryota; Metazoa; Chordata; Actinopteri; Sciaenidae
Gene: kng1
Product: kininogen 1
Exons: 9
Coding region: 171-1310 (379 amino acids)
Biological process (GO): negative regulation of blood coagulation; positive regulation of cytosolic calcium ion concentration; negative regulation of endopeptidase activity
Cellular component (GO): extracellular region; blood microparticle
Molecular function (GO): cysteine-type endopeptidase inhibitor activity
Source: RefSeq, a predicted model, not a curated record
AUCAAUGUGUCAUCAUCUCAGGGUUCCCACCUACAGUUUCAGGAGAACUUCAGUCUGUCGUCCAUCCCUCUGUAGACAGGAGUUGAGUCUCUUUAAGCUCGGCGGGAUAGACAGCAGGCCUCUACCUGCAGAAACUCAGAGCAGAGCCAAACAUCCAUCAGGAUUGGACGAUGAGGAGCGGAGUGGGGCUGUGUGUGCUGGGCCUGCUGGGCCUCUACAGCUUAGUCUUUGGGGAGGCCAAGGUCCAGCCUGGUGUCUUGAUCUUCUGUGACGACCCAUCUGUAGAGAAGGCUGCCAACAGCGCUGUGCACAAGUUCAACAAGAAGUUGACCACUGGAAACAUUCUGGCCCUCUAUCAGAUACUAACAGCCAGCAAGUCAGAGAAUGGCUCAGACUCGGUGUACUCACUGCAGUUCACCACCAGGAGGAGUGACUGUCAGGCUGGGAGCAGUAAAUCCUGGACAGACUGUGACUAUCUGACUACUGGACCCAAGGAGCCAAUUUCAUGCAAUGCCACGGUCUACGUGACAGAAACUGAAGCAGACACUAAACAGGUGGACUGCCUGCUCGAUAAUUACAUCGUUCCAGAGAAAGCUCCCUGUUUGGGCUGCCCGGAGGAGAUUGAUCAGUACUCAGAUGACCUUAGAGGUCCUCUUACUACCUCCAUCUCCAAGUAUAAUACCAUGUCUGACUCUACUCACCUGUUCACCCUGCACAGCGUCGGCCAUGCUACUAGACAGGUGCUUGCAGGUUUAAGGUUCCGGGUGAGAUUUGAUAUGAGGAAGAGCAUCUGCGCAAAGGACGAACACAAAGACCUCACCCUUCAGUGUGUCCCUGAUGAAAACAAUGUGGAGUUUGCCAACUGUAACUCCACUGUGGAUGUAGCACCGUGGAGACAUGAGCCCCCACAGAUCCAGAUAGAGUGUGAACAAGGGGCAUUGGCCUCGGUGUUUGUCAGGCGCCGUCCUCCUGGCUGGUCUCCACUCAGGAACUUUCUGUUUGAGGUUCCCCCUACACCCUCACUUCCCACUAUAGCAAAGCCCACAUCAUCGUCCUCUGCAGCGUCCCCCUCCAAGGCCUCAGCUAAAGAAGAAUCUUCUGAAGAGGACACCACAGCCGCCAAAACAUUCGGCUCCCCUGAUGUAGUAGUCUCAGCUGCAGACGACAGCCCCUUCCACUGCCCAUCCAAGCCCUGGAAACCGUUCAAUCCAGUCGACGUGGUGGCUUUAGCUCCUACAGAGGCAGCCGCAGAGGCCUCCCCGAAGCCUGUAGCAGACGGGACCUUCAGUGAUGCAGACCUGACAGGAUAAAUCUUUCCACAAGGGAAUCACAUUCAUAUUCAAAGAUGCACAUUUAUUUUGUAGACCAGUCCUGUGCAUUGUAGGGAUUUGUCUUUUGGAAUAAUCAUCUCUAGGAGUGCUACGCAGAUUUUUAAGUUAAGGUAAAUAAGUAAAAAAAAACAACAACAUAUUUUUGGGUCCUGUAACUCCUCAGAAGAACACUGUGUCAGUUUGACGUUGAGUGAAUCAAAGUAAUGUGAGGAAAUGGAUAAAAGUACAUUGGAAACCUGUCAUUAUUAAAGGGAGAGAUCUGCAAUAAAAUCAAUUAAAACCUUG